UAACAUAUCAACUGUAACAAGAAGAGAAAAAGAUUAAAACGGAAGAAUGGAUCGCUCUCAGGAUAUUAGGUACAAGGCUGGUGAAGCUAAGGGCCAUGCUCAGGUGAAGAAAGAUGAGAUGGUGAACAAGGCGAAAGACACAGCUCAGACGGUGAAGGAUAAGGCGAGUGAUGCGGCGCAAUCGGCGAAGGAUAGCAUGUCCAGCAAUUCGCAAUCCGCUCGUUGCUCUGCACAAGAGAGCAAGGAAGAGGCUGCUGGUUUUCUCCAACAGACUGGGGAGCAGGUGAAGAACAUGGCUCAAGGAGCAGUGGACACUGUGAAGAACACACUUGGCAUGAACGACAACAGACCCAAUUGAUGCCGUCCAUGUGUGGCCUCGUGGUUUUAUUUGGAUUUUUGAGAUUAUUUGUUGAGAUUGCAUUGUCUUGUUUUUUUUUUCUUUGGUUUUUUUGUUUCCUAUUUUGUUGUUUGUCUCCUUGGCGUCCGCUUCGUUAGAGGAGGAUGUGAGCAUGGAAAACCCUUUGUCAUAUGUUUUCCUGCUUUGUUUGAAGAAAAGACUUCAAUAUAAAGGCCAAGAAUUUUGAGUCAAGACCAAGAAAAUAAGUUUAUUGACAUGGGUGUGGUAUGGCUGUAUUCUUAAACAAUCAAAUCAAAUUAAAGUGUUCUUCCCAA
Messenger RNA from Amborella trichopoda, 672 nucleotides. RefSeq names its product Late embryogenesis abundant protein (LEA) family protein (gene UNE15). The record is from RefSeq and is a predicted model, not a curated record. NCBI's taxonomy places the organism in Eukaryota, Viridiplantae, Streptophyta, Magnoliopsida, Amborellales, Amborellaceae.